AUCGCUUCCCUCCCCGGCCAUCGCCUCGCCCAACGGCUCUAUUGUGCACGCCGCUCCACGUUGACCGUUGCGAGUUUAAAGCAUCCCCUUCCUCUCGAGACUCCUUCCUCUCACUUCUCAUCGCCGGGAUCCAGAUCGUUCUUCCUCUUGCCCGCCGAUUCGUUCCACCACCGCGAAAGCCACACAGAGAGCAGGAGAGACAAUCCAGAGAGAUCGGCGCCAUGAACGACCUCAUGACUAAGUCCUUCAUGAGCUACGUCGACCUGAAGAAGGCGGCGAUGAAGGACCUGGAGGCGGGGGGCGACGGGAUCGAGCUCCCGGAGUCGGGCGCCGGCGGCGUCACGGACGAGCGCCUGCGCGGAUUCUUCCAGGAGGCGGAGGCGGUGAAGGCGGAGAUGGCGGCCAUCCGCGACGCGCUCGACCGCCUGCACGCCGCCAACGAGGAGGGCAAGUCGCUGCACCAGGUCGACGCCCUCCGCGCGCACCGCGGCCGCGUGAACGCCGACAUCGUCGCCGUGCUCCGCCGCGCCCGCGACAUCCGCGCCAGGCUCGAGUCCCUGGACCGCGCCAACGCCGCGCAGCGGAGGCUCUCCGCGGGGUGCCGCGAGGGCACGCCGCUGGACCGCACGCGCACCGCCGUCACCUCGGGGCUCCGGAAGAAGCUCAAGGACCUCAUGCUCGACUUCCAGGCGCUGCGGCAGCGGAUGAUGUCCGAGUACAAGGACACCGUGCAGCGGCGCUACUACACGCUCACCGGGGAGGUCCCCGAGGAGGAGGUGAUCGAGCGCAUCAUCUCCGACGGGCGCGGCGAGGAGCUCCUGGGAGCAGCCGUCGCGGAGCACGGCAAGGGCGCCGUGCUCGCCGCGGUGCACGAGAUCCAGGACCGCCACGACGCGGCGCGCGAGGUGGAGCGCAGCCUCCUGGAGCUCCACCAGGUGUUCCUCGACAUGGCCGUCAUGGUGGAGAUGCAGGGGGAGAAGCUCGACGACAUCGAGAGCCACGUCGCCAGCGCCUCCCACUACGUGCAGGGCGGCAACAAGGAGCUUGGCAAGGCCAAGGAGUACCAGCGGAGCAGCCGCAAGUGCCUCUGCAUCGGCAUCAUCAUCCUGCUCCUCCUCGUACUGCUCGUCAUCGUGCCCAUUGCCACCAGCCUCAGGAAGAGUUGAUCGAGUUUGUGAUGGGAAGAACUGUGAAAAAAAAUGAGGGGUUCGAAUCCGAUCGGGUGGGUCGGUGGUCCUAGUGAUCAGGACACUCUGCAGUUGUGUCUCGUCUCGUGUUGCUUGAUUUCGUAUUCGUUAAUUUGAGCCUGAAUGUUUCCGUAUCCAUCAGGAUUUGCUGAUGAUACCACCGGCAAUUGCAGUUGCUAUCUCUUACUGGGUUGUAUUGUAUGGUGUGAGAUUCGGUGAAACAAAUUCGUACUUAGCAGUUCGAAUUUAAAAUUCUCAUACAUGACAUGGAUGGUGCUUGAUUGCU
This is a messenger RNA of Zea mays, 1473 nucleotides long. RefSeq names its product syntaxin-related protein KNOLLE. Gene Ontology annotation, biological process: vesicle fusion; exocytosis; intracellular protein transport. The transcript has a single exon. Bases 222 to 1166 code for a protein of 314 amino acids. Gene Ontology annotation, molecular function: SNAP receptor activity; SNARE binding. Lineage: Eukaryota; Viridiplantae; Streptophyta; Magnoliopsida; Poales; Poaceae. Gene Ontology annotation, cellular component: endomembrane system; plasma membrane; SNARE complex. The record is from RefSeq and is a predicted model, not a curated record.